AAAAAAAAAUCUCUCGACUUUCUCUCCUUUGUCUCGUUCCUGCGAUGUCCGAAUCGGUUCGAGCGGGCGCUGAGCUCGAGGUCUCCUGCCGAUUCUUUGACGAGGAUGGUGUCUAAUUGGAGCGAGCAAGAUCAGCUAGCCCGUCUCAUUAUGGUCUGAGAUAAUUGAGAGUGAAGAGCUUAUUGUGCCUCAUCCCAUGAAAACUGUAGACUGCGCAUUUACUGCUGGUGAUUACAGAGCGGAUAAGAAAGAUGAAGGUGCCACCAUUGAUGUCAGGGCUACUGGGCAAACUUCUCAGAGUGAAAAUGGUCAUUUACAUCGUAAAUUAGAGAACAGCUCUAGUAUUCAUACAAAUGAAGAACUUGCUUCUUCCAGAAUCGAGAUGGAUCAGUUGUCUGGUUUUUCUAACUUAAGCAUGGAACCUAGGGAUGAGUUCACUGACGGAAAUAAUCACAGUUCAGUAACAGAAUUAAUGAAUGAUCUUACUGAUGCAACUAACCUGAAUUUAAUGACAGGUAGCAUCAUAUCUUUUGGUGAUUUUAAUUGCACGCUUCAUAAAACAGUUCAUAAUCUCUGAGUAAUUCAUCAGUGACUCAACGGGUGAUCCGAUGCUGCUAGAUCAUGAGACUGAUCUGUUUGAUCAUGAAGAGAAUGGGGAUCUUCUUGAUUGUUAUUGGGGUAAUUUUGGAGAUUUUGAUGAUAUCGAGAAACUUUUUAGAAAAAAUGACUCCAUAUUUGGACGCGAUGGAGAUGGGUUUGUUUCUGCAUCUCAAGAUCUCAUUAAUGGCACUGAAUCAAUUCCAAUGCCUGAUCUACUACUGUUCAGAGAUAAAACCUCAAAUGAAGACUGCACAUCUUUUCAGUUGCAUGAUCAUGACAAACGAAGACGUCCCUCACAGAAAGAGAAGGUAGAUGGGCAAAAAAUGAUAUCUAGUCCUCUGUGUAAAUCAGAAGAAAGGAGGAAGAGUAUAAUAUCAAGGAACUUAAAGGAUAAUUCUAACCAACGCCAGCGUAUGGAAAGUACAGACAUUCACAGUUCUGCCACAACUCCUUUGCAAACAUCGAAUGCAGAUAGUGCUAUAGUACACCCUGGAUCCUCCAAUCAAGUGACAUUCACCCCACAUGUUCAUAUAGAUCAAAGCCAAGACAGACCUCUUUGUGCUAAUUAUGGUGUUUGCAAUGGUGAUACUAAGCAUCAAAAAACUUCAAAUAGACUACAAGAUGACAAACGAGAGACUAUGACAUCUCAAGAAACAGCAGAGAAACAGAGGCGAUUACAGAAAAUGCAGGCUAAGCUUGCUAUUGAGAAGCAAUGCCUGCAAUAUAAUCAUCAGAAUAAGCAGACUUUAGAGAAAGCACAAGAAAAGGCUAUUAAAAAAACAAAGAAUUUGUGGAUUUUGUGACAGAAAAGGACAUUAUAUAACAAGUUGUUCUUUAGCUAAGGUACUAGCUACAAACAUGAUCUACUUUUUAUAUCUUUUAUUUUGAUGCAUUUCUCUUGACCAAGUUGUAUAUCUUUGGUAUAUUUUAGAUAAAAAAUAGUGUAAAUAAAGAAGGAGAACAAGUACAUAGGAGCUAGUUUGCAAGAGCAAAGAAGGUGUUUCGUGAUAAAGUUUUAUAUUUUAGUGUAUUGUGUAUGGUUAUUAGCUUUUGCAUGAAUUUAUUUUUUGUAUUUUAA
Messenger RNA from Asparagus officinalis (garden asparagus), 1678 nucleotides. RefSeq lists its product as uncharacterized. The record is from RefSeq and is a predicted model, not a curated record. Gene Ontology annotation, biological process: regulation of DNA-templated transcription; circadian rhythm. The transcript has 5 exons. Lineage: Eukaryota; Viridiplantae; Streptophyta; Magnoliopsida; Asparagales; Asparagaceae. The coding region runs from base 609 to 1403 and encodes 264 amino acids.